CGGGGACUUAAUUGUAUUAAUUCACUAUUUUAAGACUUAAUUGUUAUUCUCCCUAGUUCCAAUGGGUUCAUUUACUUAAUGUCACAGUACAUGUUCUUUUCCUUUUUGGGCCUAGUUCACAGUAUAUCUUUGAUUUUGACUUUGAGGCAAAAAGCUUUCUAUCUAUUAUUAUAUAUGCAUGAAACUUCUAAUAUCUCAUAGUUUGAUUUUAUUAUUGGCUUGAAAGGGCACAAAUGAAGUUAGUAUCAUAAUUCAAGACAAUUUGUCCAAAUGCAUGGAAAUAAAAUGGGAUGGAGAGGCCUUCAAGAGUAUGAAAAACCUCAAAGUUCUUAUUUUUAAGGAUGUAAAAUGUUCAACAAGUCCCAAGUAUCUUCCUAACAGUUUAAAAGUGUUGAAGUGGCAAAGGUAUCCUUCUUCAUUUUUGCCUCUUGAUUUUCAUCCAAAGAAGCUUGUCGUACUUGACAUUGGACAUAGUUAUCUGAGGUCGCUGGAAAUCAUUAAGACUUCGAAUAAUUUGGGCAUUUUAAAUCUUAGAAGUUGCCAACAUAUUACAGAGAUUCCUGAUCUAUCGAAUCUCAUAAAUUUGAAGGAAUUAGACCUUCAACAUUGUAAGAAUUUAAUCGCAAUUCACAAUUCAAUUGGUUAUCUAGCAAAACUUGAAAUCUUGGAUGUAACAAGUUGUGUCCGGCUUAAGACCUUUCCAUGUGAAAUCAAGUUGCCAUCUCUUAAAGAACUUGGUCUUAAUCAUUGCUCACGUCUGAAGGACUUUCCGGAAAUACUUGAAGAAGUGAAAAUAAAAGAGCUAUUUUUAAUUGAAACUGGAAUAGAAAAAUUGCCUUGGUCGAUUUACUAUCUUACUCAGCUCAGAGAUUUAUGGAUUAGACAGCACAAGGUCAUUGAGAUCCCAAAUAGCAUUUUUCUAUUGCCAGAACUAGAACGGAUCAUAGUUGAUAAUCACGGGAAGGUGAUAUCAGCCCAGGAUCAACAGUCAAUUUGGUCCAUGCAAUGUCCCAACAGGGUUAAUUUUUGCCUCCCAAGAUGUAACAUCUCAGAUGAGCUCCUUAGAAGUUGUCUUAGUCGAUUUACCAAUAUGGAACGGUUGAACUUGACGGGAAAUAAUUUCACAGUUUUGCCCUCAUGGAUAAAAGAAUGUCAUUUUUUGCGGGACAUCAAAUUAAAUGAGUGCAAGUUUCUGAGAAAAGUUGAAGGGAUUCCACCAUACGUAAGACUUGUUGGAGCAAUAAAUUGCAUGUCAUUGAGUUUGGAGUCCAAGAACUUAUUAUUGAGUGAGGAUUUACUUGGAGCUCCAAGUAGACACUCUUCCACCAAUUUUUUCCUUCGAGAAAUAUAUUUUUGUGUGCCCAUGGCAAGCAUCCCAAACUGGUUUGGCCAUAGAAGAAAAGGAGGAUCUGUUUCUUUUUGGUUUCGUAACCACUUCCCACCUCUAUGCCUUUGUGUUCUUUUUAAAGCAACAGAUGGUUCUCUUGAAUCAAAUCAUUCCUAUUCUUCUAUGUCUGCUUCAGUGUACAUCAAUGGUGAAGAAGUAUAUUAUCGUAAUUUGUGGGAUCGGAGCACACCAAAUGUUGAACAUGUAAUUGUGUACAAUAUAAAAGAGGAUCACAUACCUGAUUAUAAAAUGGAACGAGCUUGCCGAGAGAAUAAGUGGAAUCAUGUAAAUAUAGAGGUUGAUGCAUUUUCACGUGUGGAUAAGGCUUUGAUCAUAGAAGAGAGUGGAAUCUAUGUAAUUAAACAACUAAGUCAGAAGGAAGAUUUCAGAUUUACAAAUCCUUAUGAACGAUCGGUUUCCCCUUGUGGUGACCAAAAUUGUGAAAUCAUAGAGAUCUCAUAUGGUGCUGGCGGUGGUGAUGGUGAUGAUGUGAAUCCAAAAUGCACUAAUAAUGAUGGUAAUUAA
Molecule: messenger RNA, 1912 nt
Organism: Prosopis cineraria
Lineage: Eukaryota; Viridiplantae; Streptophyta; Magnoliopsida; Fabales; Fabaceae
Product: protein SUPPRESSOR OF npr1-1, CONSTITUTIVE 1-like
Exons: 4
Coding region: 275-1912 (545 amino acids)
Biological process (GO): defense response
Source: RefSeq, a predicted model, not a curated record